UCAGGCAUAUUGAUAAACAUCCAUAAACAAGUCUCAAUAACAACAGCGGAAGUGAGGAAUGAUUUCAUACUCGAAAGUUGUUCUACAUUACAUAUAAAAGAUGAACAGUCUGUCUCCAGAAGUGGCACUGAGCCGGAUCUCUCCGGAGCUCCGGCCGUUACUCUGCACUGUGGUGCGCAACGGACGGGUCGGGUUAGACUCCUCUGGCUGUCUCCGGAUCACUGACCUCAAGACUGGCUGCACAUCACUAAUGCCUGGUCCUUGCUGUGACAGAUUUAAACUUCAUAUUCCAUAUGCUGGAGAGACUCUCAAAUGGGACAUCAUCUUUAAUGCGAGUGACCCAGAACUGCCCCCUGACUUUAUCUUCGGAGAAGAUGCUGACUUCCUUCCUGAACCAUCUGAGCUCCCGCACUUGGUGUCGUGGGAUGCGGGUAAACCGGAGUGUCUCCUGCAGCUGGUGAAAGAGCUGUUACAGCAGUACCAUCAGUACCAGUGCCAGCGGCUGCGCGACAGUUCCCGUCUGCUCUUCGAAUACGACAGCCUGGUGGACGACCCUAACUAUGGACGCAGUAUGGAGAUCUACGCCGGUCGCAAGAACAGCUGGACGGGGGAGUUUUCUGCUCGAUUCCUUCUCAAACUCCCUGUGGAUUUCAGCAACAUUCCCAUCUAUCUUCUCAAGGACACAGCACUGGAUCCAGGAGAGGAUGUGGCGCUUCUUUCUGUAAGCUUUGAAGAUGCUGAAGCCACACAGGUCUUUCCAAAACUCUACCUAUCUCCCAGCAUUGAGCAUGCACUUGGAGGGUCUUCGGCAUUACAUAUCCCAGCAUUCCCCAGUGGAGGCUGCCUCAUUGACUACGUGCCUCAAGUGUGCCAAUUACUCACAAACAAGGUUCAGUAUGUCAUACAAGGAUAUCACAAGAGGAGAGAAUACAUUGCUGCCUUUCUCAGUCACUUUGGAAUGGGGGUGGUAGAGUAUGAUGCUGUUGGGUUUACCAAGCUCACCCUUCUGCUGAUGUGGAAAGACUUUUGCUUCCUGGUCCAUGUGGACCUGCCUUUGUACUUCCCUCGAGAUCAACCCACCCUCACGUUUCAGUCGAUCUAUCACUUCACCAGCAGUGGGCAGCUGUACUCUCAGGUGCAGAAGUCUUACCCCUACAGUCCACGCUGGGACGGUAACGAGAUGGCCAAACGAGCCAAGGCUUACUUCAAGAGCUUUAUCCCUCAGUUCCAGGAGGGGGCUUUUGCCAACGGUAAACUGUAGAUGUACAGAGUGAUUGAGGAGUUGAACAUGAUGUACAGAAGACCGGAGUCUGUGGAAGAAAGCCUGCCGACCGGCCCUCUUUAAUGCUUCUGCCCUUACAAGCAAUGUCAUUUGGUACAUUUAAAUGUACUGUGUGUAUUUUUUUAUCAUUUAUAUGCUAUUUGUGUUUUCUCAUGUUCUUCACCA
Rhinichthys klamathensis goyatoka is the source of this 1447-nucleotide messenger RNA. RefSeq names its product BRISC and BRCA1 A complex member 2 (gene babam2). Bases 101 to 1261 code for a protein of 386 amino acids. The record is from RefSeq and is a predicted model, not a curated record. NCBI's taxonomy places the organism in Eukaryota, Metazoa, Chordata, Actinopteri, Cypriniformes, Leuciscidae. The transcript is spliced from 12 exons. Gene Ontology annotation, cellular component: BRCA1-A complex; BRISC complex. Gene Ontology annotation, biological process: double-strand break repair.